Messenger RNA from Phaeoacremonium minimum UCRPA7, 1080 nucleotides. Its product is annotated as putative alternative oxidase protein. The record is from RefSeq and is a predicted model, not a curated record. The transcript is spliced from 3 exons. Gene Ontology annotation, cellular component: mitochondrion. Gene Ontology annotation, molecular function: alternative oxidase activity. Gene Ontology annotation, biological process: alternative respiration. The coding region runs from base 1 to 1080 and encodes 359 amino acids. NCBI's taxonomy places the organism in Eukaryota, Fungi, Ascomycota, Sordariomycetes, Togniniales, Togniniaceae.
AUGCUUGCACCAAAGGUCAACUGCAAGCUCUGCUCCCCAAAGCAGGCCACCCAGCUCGGACGUGCUGUGGCACCAGUUCUCUAUCAUGCUUCCUCCUCUUCUUCCGUCCUAGGCCUUCGCCUAUCCUCCUCCCCUUCCAACUCCCAGACGCCAUCGUCUACCCGCUCCUUCUCGACAACACCGGCCAAUCACCUCCGGGAUUUCUUCCCGCCCAAAGAGACCGAAUACAUCCGGAAGACACCACCAGCGUGGCCCCAUCAUGGCUUCACCUACGAGGAGAUGACUAGUGUUGUACCGGGCCAUCGUGAGCCGAGGACUCUCGGCGACAAGGUUGCCUGGCGGCUGAUGCGAAUCGCAAGAUGGUCGAUGGACACGGUGACCGGCCUAAGCAAAGACCAGAAGACGGACAAGAAGAACCCGACCACAGCCGUCGUAGCAGAAAAGCCCUUGACGGAGGCUCAAUGGCUCAUCCGUUUCAUCUUCCUGGAGUCCAUCGCCGGUGUGCCCGGCAUGGUGGCUGGGAUGCUGCGGCACCUGCACUCGCUGCGGCGGCUGAAGCGCGACAACGGCUGGAUCGAGACGCUGCUGGAGGAGUCGUACAACGAGCGGAUGCACCUGCUGACGUUCAUGAAGAUGUGCGAGCCGGGCUGGUUCAUGAAAUUCCUGAUCCUCGGCGCGCAGGGCGUCUACUUCAACGCCAUGUUCUUGUCGUACCUCAUCUCGCCCAAGAUCACCCACCGCUUCGUCGGCUACCUCGAGGAGGAGGCCGUGCACACGUACACGCGCUGCCUGCGCGAGAUGGACGCCGGCCUGCUGCCCAAGUGGAGCGACGAGGGCUUCAAGGUACCUGAGCUGGCGGUCACGUACUGGCACAUGCCCGAGGGGAACAGGACGAUGAAGGAUUUGAUUCUGUACAUUCGGGCUGACGAGGCGAACCACCGCGGCGUCAACCACACGCUCGGCAACCUCGACCAAAAGGAAGACCCGAACCCGUUCGUGAGCGAAUACAAGAGUGGCGAGAAGCUGCACCCUGUGGCCAAACCCGGCGGCUUCGAGCGGGAAGAGGUCAUUGGCUCCUAG